UCAAGGCUGCCGUUGUGCUUCGCGAUAGGUUCACUGACGUCACCAAGCUACCGACAUACAGCGUUGGCGACAGCGGAGGCUUUAUGUUUUCUAUGCGCAAGAGUUUCCAGGAAAUGGGACGGUGCCGUGCGAGUUGAAUUCGUUGCCACUGCUGCGUUUUGCGGCACUGUGCUCGAUUGCUCCGCUUCGUACUUCUUUAGUUAGCUCUUUCGACGAGUUCGGCUGGUUCACUUCUUCCAGAGCCUUGCACGAGUUGAGAUGCCAUCAGCGUUAUUAUUGCUACGGUCGGCGCUGCGGCGCAGCUCGGUGCCCGGGCUUCGGCUGGCUGCGAGCCCCGCGCCCUUGCCUCGGCUUCGGCGGGUGACGUGGCUGCUGCUGUGGCUGUCGCUCGGGGCGCUCAUGACGCAGGACCUGAGCGCCGUCGUGACCGACUACCUGCGCUUCGACGACAUCGUGACGGUGUCGGUGCGCGAGCCGGAGCGACCCACCUUCCCCGCCGUCACCGUGUGCAACACGAACCGGCUGCGCCGGUCGAACCUUUGCGUUCGCCAGCUGCGGUCACGGUACGCGGCCGACGCGCCGUUGCUUCGCUGGAGACGCCUUCUCUGCAACUCCACUACUUACCCGAACAUCGCGCUGAGCAAGGAGGAACUGGAAGUGCAGCGAGAGCUGGCCGAAUGGACCCGGGCAGUGUUCCGCAACGCCCAAUAUGCGGACCUUCACCUGGGACACCAAGUGGACAACGUGCUGCGACACUGCGACUUCAACGGCCACGACUGCAAGGCCAUCGAGUACGCCCCCGCACGGCCGCUUCGCCGCCCACGCGUGCGACGGCGACAACUCGCGGGAGUCAACGGGCAGCUCGAUCCUCGAACGAAUCUAUCCGAGGACAGGCUUUCCUAUAUAUAACGGCGAGGGGAAUGUUAGCGCGUGCCCGGUGCGGCAGUUUAUCACGGUACACUGUUCGACGGAUACCCGAUGUGGCGAGGUAGGA
This is a messenger RNA of Dermacentor albipictus, 994 nucleotides long. The record is from RefSeq and is a predicted model, not a curated record. NCBI's taxonomy places the organism in Eukaryota, Metazoa, Arthropoda, Arachnida, Ixodida, Ixodidae.